GGACCUGCGGGACCCCUCUUCUUACACCACGGUGCCGCGCGGUCGCGGAAGUCUCGCACGUGUAUUUUCCCGUGUUUCGGAAUCGUCAGUCAUUCUCUCACGAAGAAGUGAUCGUCUUCGUGAUCGGUUCAAUAAUUCAGUACAGUGGUACGCUGUCGUUCUCUAUCGGGUCUUAUAACUUUUAACUCCGUCACGACAGUGCCGUAAUGUGUGCGAAGAAUCGAAGAGCAUGCGCGGAAUAUUGCUAUUAAAUUUGUUUUGUAACUCUCUAUGCGAACACCCGUGUGAAUCCUUGAACAAAAGAAUUCGAAAUACCGCGUGGAUCCUAGAUUGGUGCGUGACUGUGAUUGAAGUUGGCACGAGGCGUCGGUUCACGGCUGCCCAGGGAGUUUCUCUGUACCUCGCUUGACUUUGCUCUUGAAUCGCCACCGCACGACAAUAUCAUGUGCGCGAAGAUGAGUGUCCUGCAAGGUCGGCACUCUUCCGUGUGCGCGAAGAUGAGUGUCCUCCAAGGAAUUAUGACCCUUCCGAGCAGCCCGUGUGAGAUAGAAAACAUGAGCUUGUUUCAAGACCUCAAGUUGAAAAGGAGAAAGGUCGACUCCCGAUGUAGUAGCGACGACUCCCCGGUAUCCCUCGGAUCAGCAGGCUCGCCGCAGGGGAACCCGACGACGGACGCACCUUCACCCAUAAACUUUCCUGCUCCAGGGGAGAGCAUGGCCGACACCUCAACCCUGUCGCCGGAGACGAACAUGCCGGGCUCGCCGGGCUGCCAGGUCAGAGCGUCGAACGAGUACCUGCUGGGCAGCCCGAGUCCAGGGCCACUGCGAGGAGGAGACACCCUUCGUGGUACUGGCAGCGGUGAUGGCGGAGGUGGGAAAGGAAGCGGCCAAGAGGGUCGCGACGCGGGGUGCUCGGAUCGCGCGUCGCCCGACUCGGUCUUCCCGGAUGCUGGUCCGAUGAUGAGCUUCAGGGUCGCCGAUGAGCAGCAACAGCAGCAUCAGCAGCAUCAUCAGCAGUCGCAGCAGCAGCAGCAGCAGCAGCAGCAGCAACAGCAACAACAACGCUCCGCCACCCCGAUGCCGAUCAAAUCGUCGCCGUACUCGCCGGUUCAGGUCUCGUCGACUCCGAUUGCCCAGGAGGCCUCCUCGAGGAGUGACAGCCCGGAUCUGAAGGGCGACCUAUCGUCCGUCCAGACCAAGGAAGAAUCCGACAAUUCGGUCUUUGACGGAGGUGGAGGCGGCGGUGGUGGCGGUGGAGGCGGUCGUUCGGAAGCCUCCAACCAGCUUAGUCACCGGAAUAGCCCGUCAUCUCAAUUCAACCUGAACGUCAGUUCCGGCACAAUUGGUUCGGCCGGAUCGCACGGAUCUCUGCAGCAGCAGCAGCAGCAGCAGCAGCAGCAGCAGCAGCAGCAGCAGCAACAACAAUCACCACCGGCGCCGCCGAGGUCGCGCGCGCCCUCGGUACCACCGCACCUGCUGGCGGCUCAUCAUCAAUUUUGGUCGCAGAAUACUACUAGCGUACAGGGAUUCACUACGCAGAGGCUACUCAACGGUGUUAUCAGCAGCGCCGUCAGUUACGGCGGGCAGAACGCCACGACUGUCUCCACCAGCUCUGGAGGUGGCACCAGCAGCUCCAGCUGUACCAAUUCCAGUGUCAGCUGUGUCACUACUGGCGCUACCACCACGGCAACGUCGGGCGAAGGUAUGAAACCACCGACGCAAAGAGCAGCGCCAGCACCACCGCGGCCCCCGCCUACGGUGCUAAUGGGCGAGAUCGGCGGCGUCCGUACGAUGAUAUGGUCGGCACCGCCGUUGGACCCGGUACCGCCACCGGCGGCAUCCUGGUCGGCCACGGCUGCGGCGGCCGCCUCGUGCUCCUCGUCGGAGGAGUCGGCCGCCCAGCUGUUGCUGAACCUCGGUCAGGAGUCCAGGGGUAAACCACCCUCGUCCUCCUCCGCGGUCUCGUACUCGUCCGCCGCCGGGCCGCCGCUCAACAUGGAGAGGCUGUGGGCCGGCGAUCUGACGCAGCUGCCGGCCGCGCAACAGAUGCAGGCGCUGAAUCUCACGGCGUCCGGUUCCGCCGCGCAACCGUGGGUCAGCAACGGCGGCACCGUUAUCAAAUCCGAGGCGGCGUCGCAAUCCAUGUCGGUGGCACCGCCUGCGCCACCCUUGCCGCCCCAGGAGCACGAGGAAGACGAAACGCCUAUGAUAUGCAUGAUUUGUGAGGACAAGGCGACCGGCUUGCACUACGGUAUCAUCACGUGCGAAGGGUGUAAAGGCUUCUUCAAGAGGACCGUGCAAAAUAGACGGGUGUACACGUGCGUGGCUGAGGGAGGCUGCGAAAUUACGAAGGCGCAGAGGAACAGGUGUCAGUACUGUCGGUUUAAGAAAUGCAUCGAACAGGGUAUGGUCCUGCAGGCGGUUCGGGAAGACCGGAUGCCUGGAGGAAGGAAUUCCGGUGCAGUGUACAACCUUUACAAGGUGAAGUACAAGAAACACAAGAAGAGCAACAAGACGGGCGGCGUCGGCGGCGGUAUGGGUGGCGGCGGUAACGUCGGUGGUGUAAACGGCUCGGGUACCAAGGGUGCCAUGGGCACGACGAUGCUGGACAAGCACAUGGCCGCGGCCGCGGCCGCCCAUCACAGCCAGCAGCAGCAGCAGCACGCUCAACUGGCCGGUAGUUUCCUUCAUCAUCACAAAAUCUCAUCAGGCGAUCCACUCAGCUCGCCGCCCACCCCUAGCCACCCGAGCCACCCCGCGCAUUCGGGCCACCUCGUCAACGGGACUAUCCUCAAGACGGCGCUUACCAAUCCUUCCGAAGUGGUGCAUUUACGACAAAGGCUAGACAAUGCAGUAAGCAGUUCGAGGGAUCGAGUAUUUCCUCUGGACGCAACCUUAACCAUGAUUCAAACCCUUAUAGACUGCGACGAGUUCCAAGAUAUCGCCACGUUGAGGAACUUGGACGAGCUGCUGGACCAUAAUUCAGACUUAAGUGACAAGCUGUGUCAGAUAGGAGACAGUAUAGUGUACAAGUUGGUGCAGUGGACCAAAAGGUUACCGUUUUACCUUGAGCUGCCGGUCGAAGUUCACACAAGGCUGCUCACCCACAAGUGGCAUGAACUUCUUGUGCUGACUACGUCUGCUUACCAAGCGAUGCACGGUCAGCACAGGUUAACAAAUGUCACUACUGACGGGACGGGUGCAGACUUUGUGCAAGAAGUAACGAACAACAUGUAUACGUUGCAAAGGUGCCUAACCAGCAUGAUGGGUCGGCCGAUAACCAUGGACCAAUUGCGGCAAGACGUAGGGCUCAUGGUGGAAAAAAUCACAUAUGUCACGCUAAUGUUCAGGCGGGUGAGGCUACGGAUGGAGGAGUAUGUCUGUCUAAAAGUAAUCACUAUGCUCUCACAAGAUACAAAAUCACGAGGAAGUACACUGGAAUUAGAACAGAUACAAGAACGGUACAUGAGCUGUCUGCGAAGUUUUGUCGAGCACAGCGCUCCUCAGCAGCCGAGUCGAUUUCAUGAUCUUCUUGUCAGACUGCCCGAAGUACAAUCGGCGGCGACUUUACUACUUGAGAGUAAAAUGUUCUACGUUCCUUUCCUAUUGAACUCAGCAAUUCAAAGAUAGUAAAUAAACAAAGUGACGAUAAACGAAGCUGAAUACCUAUAUACAUACUAUACAUACGUUAUAAAUAUAUACACAGAAAAAAAGUAAAAGAACCGAACAAACAGGCAAGCUAACAAACGAAUAGAUAAAAAACAGAGAGAAAAAGAGUCCAAUGAGA
Messenger RNA from Wasmannia auropunctata (little fire ant), 3786 nucleotides. RefSeq names its product hormone receptor 4-like (gene Hr4). NCBI's taxonomy places the organism in Eukaryota, Metazoa, Arthropoda, Insecta, Hymenoptera, Formicidae. Gene Ontology annotation, biological process: regulation of DNA-templated transcription. The transcript is spliced from 12 exons. The record is from RefSeq and is a predicted model, not a curated record. Gene Ontology annotation, molecular function: DNA-binding transcription factor activity; zinc ion binding; sequence-specific DNA binding. Bases 444 to 3629 code for a protein of 1061 amino acids.